GUAGGUAGUCCGGCGCUCGCGGCGACCCAGACCAAGCAAGAAACCAUGGAGCAAGGUGGCGCCGACGCUGCGGCGAGGCGGAUGGGCAGGAUCGCGUCCCACCUCCUUCCGCCCACCUCCCAGAUGGAGGAGGUCUCCAUCCUGAGGGGCUCGAAUUGCCGUGCAAAAGGUGCGGCGCCAGGAUUCAAGGUUGCAGUCCUGGGUGCAUCUGGUGGGAUUGGCCAGCCACUCUCGCUGCUUAUGAAGAUGAACCCGCUUGUUUCAGUGCUCCAUUUGUAUGAUGUUGUCAACACGCCUGGUGUCACGGCUGACAUUAGCCACAUGAACACCGGUGCUGUGGUGCGUGGUUUUGUGGGCCAGCCGCAAUUGGAAAAUGCUCUUACUGGAAUGGAUCUAGUGAUCAUUCCUGCUGGCAUCCCUCGGAAGCCUGGGAUGACAAGGGAUGAUUUGUUCAACAUCAAUGCUGGAAUUGUCCGGACUCUAUGCGAGGGUAUUGCAAAAUGCUGCCCAAAUGCAAUUGUGAAUAUUAUCAGUAACCCUGUCAAUUCUACUGUACCAAUUGCUGCUGAAGUAUUUAAAAAAGCCGGGACAUACAAUCCUAAGAGAUUGUUGGGGGUGACAACACUUGAUGUAGUGAGAGCCAAUACUUUUGUGGGUGAGGUUCUUGGACUUGACCCCAGAGAUGUCAAUGUUCCUGUUGUUGGCGGGCAUGCGGGGGCUACGAUAUUACCACUCCUUUCACAGGUUAGUCCUCCCUGCUCGUUCACCCCAGAAGAAAUUAGCUAUCUCACUUCUCGCAUACAGAAUGGCGGGACAGAAGUUGUCGAGGCGAAAGCAGGUGCAGGAUCGGCAACUCUUUCUAUGGCAUAUGCGGCAGCUAAAUUUGCAGAUGCUUGCUUGAGAGGGCUGCAUGGUGAUGCUGGGAUAGUGGAGUGCUCUUAUGUGGAUUCUCAGGUGACGGAGUUGCCUUUCUUUGCAUCCAAAGUUCGCCUAGGUCGUUCUGGCGUCGAGGAGAUCUUGCCACUUGGUCCACUCAACGAGUUUGAAAGAGCUGGGCUGGAGAAGGCGAAGAAGGAGCUAUCCGAGAGCAUCCAGAAGGGUGUCUCAUUCGUCAACAAGUGAGUUACAUACAUCAUCUUGUUGGAUGUGCUCCCCAAGUCCAACACACAUCGAAUUGCAUAUACAUAUGCUGUUUGUGCUUUUGCUUCAUGCAAACAGGUUACCUCUGUGUGUGUGGGUCUUUCUGUAAAACUCUUAA
Molecule: messenger RNA, 1258 nt
Organism: Lolium rigidum
Lineage: Eukaryota; Viridiplantae; Streptophyta; Magnoliopsida; Poales; Poaceae
Product: malate dehydrogenase, glyoxysomal
Exons: 9
Coding region: 46-1122 (358 amino acids)
Biological process (GO): tricarboxylic acid cycle; malate metabolic process
Cellular component (GO): chloroplast; cytoplasm
Molecular function (GO): L-malate dehydrogenase (NAD+) activity
Source: RefSeq, a predicted model, not a curated record